GAAUGUUUUGUUGUGUAUUUUUUAGUUGAUUACUAUCGGCAUUUUCUGCAAAAAUUGGCACGGACAAAAUGAGUGAAACCGACGGGAUCCACAUAGAAUACGCCAAUGAGCAAGAAUUGAUUCGAGAGUUUCGACGGUUUAUGAGUGAUCCUGAAACCAGAGAAAAGGCUGCCAAUUAUCUUUACGAAUCACUGGUGGACGAAACCAUCCUUGGGAUCGCGUACGAGGUGCACCAUGCCUUCAAGACCGGCUCCGGUGCGGCAGUGGAAGGUGAACCCGAGGACAGUAAACCGUACACAAUCGUCGAUCAACCCGACAUGGACGUGUUCGGGUCUUCCAACACUAAAAAAGCUAUAGACUGCCACUGUCCGAACUGCAAUCGUAUCGUAGCCGCGUCCAGAUUUGCACCCCAUCUGGAAAAGUGCAUGGGUAUGGGCAGAAAUUCAUCACGCAUUGCCAGUAGACGUAUCGCGAAUACGCGUGACGUAGGAACCGGAAAUUAUUUCGGCGGUGAUGAGGAUGACGAAGACGACGCGGACUGGUCCGGUGAGAAGAGGAAAAAGAAGAUCUCACAAGUGCGUACUAAUGGGAGCAAGAAAAAUGGCAAAACCUCAUGAAAGUAGGUGCGCGUAUGGGGUUGAUAAAUGGUAGUGCUUCUGAGCAAUCUGCUGCGUGUAACCACAUACAUGCGCGAUGCUGGUGGACGGAAUGGA
Messenger RNA from Anopheles moucheti, 713 nucleotides. It is a transcript of the gene Sgf11, whose product is annotated as SAGA-associated factor 11 homolog. NCBI's taxonomy places the organism in Eukaryota, Metazoa, Arthropoda, Insecta, Diptera, Culicidae. The record is from RefSeq and is a predicted model, not a curated record. Bases 69 to 617 code for a protein of 182 amino acids. Gene Ontology annotation, molecular function: transcription coactivator activity. Gene Ontology annotation, biological process: regulation of transcription by RNA polymerase II; positive regulation of DNA-templated transcription. Gene Ontology annotation, cellular component: DUBm complex; SAGA complex. The transcript has 2 exons.